Molecule: messenger RNA, 1970 nt
Organism: Durio zibethinus
Lineage: Eukaryota; Viridiplantae; Streptophyta; Magnoliopsida; Malvales; Malvaceae
Product: Heavy metal transport/detoxification superfamily protein
Molecular function (GO): metal ion binding
Source: RefSeq, a predicted model, not a curated record
GUGUCCAUUUCAGAGAAAAGCAAAGCUUGCAAGAAAAAAUUUAAUGUAAUAAAUUCAUUUCUCAGACUCAGCAGCAGCAGCUACUUCUUUGCCACCCCAUCGGGCACCAACUCCUAGGCCCUACUUGAUUUUUUCCUCUCUCUCUCUCUCCCAUUAAGCCUUCACUUCUUAACUUAAGUAUUUCCCAACAGUUUCUUUCCUCUCUCUUCUCUCUUUUAAAUUCAAUUCUGAGAAAAAAAUUAUAGUUUAUCUGUGCCUCUCUUUACUCUUGUCCUAAUGGCAGAAGGAAAACCAGAAACUAAACAAGAAUCUAAGCCAGAAGCCAAACCAGAAUCUAAAGAAGCAGAAGAAAACCAAGAACCUCCUCUCAAGUACAAGGCUUGGGAGUUGAAAGUCUCCAUUCAUUGUGAAGGCUGCAAGAGGAAAGUUGAAAAGACUCUAAGAAAGAUCGAGGGCGUUUACGAGGCUUAUGCUGAUUUGAAACAACAAAAAGCAACGGUAAAAGCAAACUUACAUGUAGAUGUGGAAACUUUGAUCAGGAAACUAGCAAGGAAAGGGAGAUAUGCAGAGUUAUGGCCUGAAAAAGCUGAACAAAAAGAGAAAAAGCAUGGAAAAUCAAAGAACAAAGACAAACAAGGUGGCCAAGCAAACAGUGAAGAAGGUAAUAGUAAUAACCAUGGAGGUGAUAAAGAGAAAGAAACAGUGAAAAAUGAGGUCUCAGUUCACCAAGACAGUACUGCAAAAAACUGUGAAAGUGUUGGUAGCACUAGCAAGAAUGAUGAGGGUUGUAGCGUUAGCAAAGCCCGUGAUCAAGGUGGUGCACCUGGUAAAAACGGUGGACAAGUCAAGGAACCAAAGCCUGAGGUCAAGCAAACUGUGACUUUUGUGGCCGGUAAUCAUUCACCGGUGGAUGAGAAGAAAGGUGGUGGUGGUGAAAGCGAGGGUAAUGCUGGAGGUGAGAAAACUGGUGGCGAUUGUAGUGGCAGUGGAAGUAAAAAGAAAAAAAACAAGGGGCAAAAAGGGAAUGCUGAUGCUAAUUUUGAUGAGGGUGAACAUUCUGUUGAUGGACCUGCAGGCAUUGGAUCACAUUUUACUGGUCAUGGACCUCAUGGCCCUGUUCCCAUGCCAUCUCCAGCCAGUCAUCGCCCUCCAAGUCAGCACCUCAUGUAUCCUGAGUACCCAACGUAUUACCAUGCACCACCAGUGUACGUUACCAGCUACAAUACAGCGUAUCCUGGUACUAGCUAUACUGCAUCGUAUUAUUCCUCACCACCACCAUAUUCGUAUACCUAUAUGCACCCGGGCCACAUGAGUGAACAUCAGCCAUCAGAUUUCAACACGAGUUCAUCACAGUCGACUGAUUCCUUCGAUAUGUUUAGCGACGAGAACCCGAAUGCAUGUUCAAUUAUGUGAUGUACUCUUCAGCAGUGUAUGAAUGCGGAGCUUAUACUACUUGUAUAAGUGCAUUUGAGGGGAUAAUUUUGCAAUGUAUUUAGGUAUAGAAGGAAACCUUGUAGCUUAAGUUAGGGAAAAAAGAAUAAGAGUGGGGGAUAAUUGGGUUUGGGGGUCUUUUUUCUUUAGUGGUGUUUGUGCUUAGCUUUCUUCAGAACUUUUGGCUCUUUUUAAGGCUUGGUGAGUAAAAAUAUAAGUUUAGCCUUGUAAUGCUCAGUUGUUUUUGUAAGCAGCAGGCCCCUUGCCCAUCUCUUCUCUCUUUCUUUUGCCUUUAUCUGAUGUGUAAAGUGGGGUUUUGGUUUGGCAUUUUGGCUUUAGAUGUUGAUUAAAUGGAUAUUGAAUGUUUGGAUAGAUGGAUCCAAAUGAUUUAGUUACAUUUUGUGCCAAGAGAAUAGAGGCUCAAGACUUUUCAUGGGAAAAUUUGCCGAGACAGAUUGACAGACAGGUGUCAUAUUUGGUGAUUGUAUCUUCAAAAGUUUUGGCAUUUUGCUCUUUGGUUAUGACUUGUGUAGGACCCU